AUGUUGAAAUUCAGUAAAAUUCGUCAAAACGUGCACGCACAUCUCAUCCUAUUUUUCGUCAUCCGAGGCCUGCAACCAUCUCUACCGACCAUCGAUCGGAAUUCCUUCCAAAAUUUUGUGGCCAAAUGUGAAAAAGAUGAAACGUCAUGUAACGUGGAUUUAAAAUUUGUGGAGCUGAACACUUCGUACUCCGAAGAGAUUGUCCAGUGGUUGGAUCACUAUGAGGAUAUGCCGGACGAAUGCAGAAAGGAUCAGUGCGGGGCCGUAACAACAGAUGGUGGUCUGAAGGGUGAACACUACUGGCCGAAGAUAACAAUAGGUGACCGACAUGUACAAAAGUGCAAAUACCACUACGUCAAUAAAGUGGUUAAAUAUUUCCCUGGCAACUUGAAGUACGUCAAAGCUGACAAGCAGAAUGUGAUAAAUAGCAAGAGUCGAAAAUUAGGCAGAAACAAUAACUACAACAAUAACAACAAAAACAACUACAACAGCUACCGAUAUCAUGCUAACUACUUGAACGGAUUCAUCCUGAACAAAAAUUACGACGUCGAUGAUGGCAACAACUACAACAGCUACCUGAUGAACGACACAAAAGACGAGGACGAUGAUGAUUACAACAUCUUCCAGGACUGCAUGAUGUAUUAUGUCAACGAUUUGAAUGAAACUAACAAGAGUCAGAUUGUCUCAAGAUGGGUGAACUUCAAUGACGGGGCAUGCCCUGGACCCCCGUUCCAAGUACAGGUGGACAUCAUCAAGGAGUCCAGAAUGGGCAUCGAACCGGAACUGAACAGUCACCGAAAACCGUUAAAAACUGAAAUUUUGCUCGGAACAAAAACCGUAACCGAACCGAAAUAUUGUUUGCUAGUUUAA
Helobdella robusta is the source of this 870-nucleotide messenger RNA. RefSeq lists its product as hypothetical. The record is from RefSeq and is a predicted model, not a curated record. The coding region runs from base 1 to 870 and encodes 289 amino acids. NCBI's taxonomy places the organism in Eukaryota, Metazoa, Annelida, Clitellata, Rhynchobdellida, Glossiphoniidae. The transcript is spliced from 4 exons.